This is a messenger RNA of Oldenlandia corymbosa var. corymbosa, 318 nucleotides long. The record is from the annotation of a GenBank genome assembly. NCBI's taxonomy places the organism in Eukaryota, Viridiplantae, Streptophyta, Magnoliopsida, Gentianales, Rubiaceae.
AUGAAAAACUUAUUGUCUUCUUGCUGGGGUGUUGCCGGCGGGGCUGAGAGUAUGGCUGCAAAACGGGAUGACGACAACGAUGGUUGUCGGAAGGAGCAAUCGGUAGCACGGUGGCAACCAGCUCUUCUCCCCAUUUCUGAAAAUGAAACUCUCAAGGCUGCAAAGAAACUAGCCCGCAGCCAUAGAGUUCAAUGCAAACCCAUGAAAACCUGCACCAAAUUAACUAAGUCGCAAGCUUCAAGUCGAGGGAAAAAUCAAGGGCUGCAAAUUCUGGGAGCAGGCAUUCUUCUCUUUCCACCCGCAAUGAUUAUCAUCUAA